CGUGAGUUGGCCAUGUCUAGCACAUACACCGGAGCCUAACGGAAUCACAGCGAUGUGAACCCUGUACUGCUGUCGCCGGAGUCACGGAUCCUUGCGACCUAGGCCAAAGCUCAGCGGAAACUCCAGGCUCCAGCAUGACCUAUCUGGGGGUCGAGAGAACUUCCCGUCACGUUCUUUGAGAGCCUCGAAGAGCGCGGACUCUGCAACGAUAAGGGUCCGCGUGCUUUGUCCAGGAAGUGCUUUUUCAUCGCUCAGAUGAGCUCGACAGCUCAUGGCGGAGGCUCCCACCAUUCAGCCUCAAACGUUACCGCUGCAUCUGCAGCUACGACCAAGGAAGUCUCGAACCAAGACGGGCUGUCUGACCUGCCGCACGCGCCACAGAAAAUGUGACGAGAAGCAACCCACAUGUGACAAUUGUCUUCACAGGAGUCUCGCCUGCUCCUGGCCAGCUGAAACCAGACGGACCUCGACAGCGGACGCUCGGAACCAUGGGAAACCAGCGACUACUAUGGCCACCACCCGCGCAAUCCAACUGAACAAAUCAUCUACCGGAGAUUCCACUGCACCAUCUACGAACAUGACAGUCCCGAAACCACUUCCAUGGCGGCCUGAAGGAAUUCUCGCAGAUGCCAGCUCUCGUUCACUUUUUGAAUACUACAUCCUCAACACUGCCAAUGUACUCGUAUCCAGCCGGAAGGCCGAUAAUCCAUUCCUGUCAUGCGUCCUGCCCCGGGCGCUUUCUGACGAUCUGAUACUCAACUGCGUUCUGGCUAUGACCGGGGCUCACCGAACCUAUGCGGACGCCGACCACAAGUACAAUUAUUUGUAUCGCAAGCACUAUGCCCUUGCUCUCUCUCAGCUCAGGCGUGAAAUUUCACACAGCGACGCAGGUCAGAGUAUCAGGUUCUUGCUGGCAACCCUGCUGCUGACCCUCGUAGAGGCUAUCAAUGGCAACGACCAUGGCGCAGCUGCCCUCCACUUGCGAGCAAGUCAACCACUUGUUUCAGCCGCACUUACAGCAUCUUCCAGCUUCGACAACGAUGCUAUCAAAUCCUUCCUUGUUGAGUGGUAUGUCUAUCUGAAUCUGGUCUCAAACUUUACUUUCAAAAGUGACCACCCCUUCCACGGGUCGUCAACGGACCAUUGGCUUCCCUCAUUGGAGCAUAUUAUGCAGCAAAAUUCCAGCAGCACCUUUUUUGGACUUUCCCAGGGCUUGUUCAGAAUGAUUCCCAGCAUUUGUGCUCUCGGCCAACAGCGGUUGCAGGAGCGGAAUCAAGGCACAGUCUCAUUUGACAGCUAUGCGAAAUAUGCAUCUCUGGAGCGAAGAAUAUGCACUUGGCAGACCCCUGCAGGCCUCAAAAUGGAGGAUGAAUGGGCGGAGCAGUUGUCGACGGCCGCCGACGUACACAAACACGUGUUAUUGAUAUUCCUGCACAGUGCAUUUCAUGGCUCACCUGUGGCAGAUGACGAGAUCAUGACCAAGUUGCAGCCUGAGCUAGACUCUCUCCUCCUAAUAACUCAACGUCUUCUGUCAUACGAUGCUCAGGCUCAGCUGUUGUCAAACAUGCUUUGGCCGUUAGUAAUCGUGGGAUCAUGGCUCUCGGAUCCUGACCAGCAACAAAUGCUUCGAGACAUCAUAGCCGGAUCGCCGUUCAGGAUGGCACUAAUCGACAAGGUUAUGCUCUUGCUGGAGCUUCUAUGGAACCAAGAGUCCCAUAGUAACGCCUGCUUAUUUGGGCCUGUAGGUGUCCAGGUCAUCAUGGAACGCUACAAUCUCGAAAUUGUUGUCGCUUAAGUUGAUACUGCGAGGUGCUGCCGGUCCGUCUAGAUAUAAGCCUUGGGUUUGAACCAUCCACCCCACCCACCACCCCAUGAGAAGCUUCGGAGCCGGCCGAUCAGCAUAGCUGCAUUAUGAAUGAAACUCUGAAACCAUUUGGGGAUUUCACUAUGACUGGUGAAUGGUUCUCUCGGCGCCUAUUGCUCUAAGGGCAAUCCCAGUCGAUCAAUCUGUCCGAUUCUCUCUUAGGCACAGUGAUGGAUGAAAGACUUCCAGUGCCGCCACCGCAAUAGAGAUGAGGAAUCCUUCGAACCAGACGAAGAGAUCUUGACGGCGCGUGAUCGGACCUGUCCAGCCGCGGCUCAGUUCUGCAACUCGAUAUGUGCAUCGCCAGAAAAUGGUGAAAGUUGACAGAGCGACAGCCGCAAGGAAGCCUUUGACCUGCCACGAGACAGUGGGGGGUUUUGUUGUAGGCUCUGAGUGUGCCUCUUUGCCAACUUUUUGCCCUUUCCAGACCCUGAAUCCGAAGUCCACGCAAAUGACGAUGAAGAUGAGUAAGGUCAAGACCUGGAACGACAACCCAGCAAUCAUGAUGUUGUCACCAGUGUCCAAGCUUGUGCCAUCUCCCAAGGCAAUGGCCGCAAUGGCACCGCCAGUGGCCUGAAGGAUCAGAGCAACAAUGUCACAGGGAAUGAACUACUCAUGGAUUCGGUCAAAGCCCGCUCCAACACUCGAGAUCGGGUACUUACCAUCUUGGGAUACCAGGUCGCAGGGAUCCUGGAAUGCUCAGGACCAAAGAGUCCAACAAUAUGAGACAGACAGAGGUAGAUGCCUGCUGAAAAGAAGGCAGGGCCGAUGGUGAGACAGAUAAUCUGGAUCAGGAAGUAGUUCUCUUCCCAUUGAUUGUGGUGUGAGAGUAUACGGCCCAUAUAUCCGAUGAUCUCACACACGGUGCCGAGUGCCAUCGCCACCAGGAAGGAGAACCAUCGUCUCGUCAAGGCAUAUACGCAGAUGAAGGCCAGAAGGGAGCAUGAGAAGAAGGCCAGGAAUGCGACGUUGGGCACCAGGUUGAUGCGGUACAUGUAGAAGGACGAAUCGAGCGGACAGGUGUCGAGGGUGCAAUUAGCGGUGUCGCUGGGCGUCGCCUGCGGUGUCACCGGCGUGCUGCUGCCACUCGUUGCAGUAGCGCUCAUGAUUAUGGUGGUCUCUGCUGGACUUUGGCGAAAGACUGUUUGGUGAAUAGUGCCUAGGCCAGACGAGCAAAGGCACAGAAUGAAAACGGCCGGGCGACUGUAGGGAGAGAAGUAACUUGGUCUUCAGCCGGUGCGUCAAUCAACUAAUUUUAUAUCUUUGUAUACUUACGACCAGCAACGGAUCAGGCGUAUCCAAAAGGGGUUUCGUUUCUCUAUCUCUCUCAGCAGUGCCUCCAUACCGUGGACGCCGCACGUUGGUGGUUCGGGGUUCCA
Messenger RNA from Exophiala oligosperma, 3243 nucleotides. RefSeq lists its product as uncharacterized. Gene Ontology annotation, molecular function: transcription cis-regulatory region binding; DNA-binding transcription factor activity, RNA polymerase II-specific; zinc ion binding. The transcript is spliced from 2 exons. Gene Ontology annotation, biological process: positive regulation of transcription by RNA polymerase II. The coding region runs from base 272 to 1795 and encodes 507 amino acids. Lineage: Eukaryota; Fungi; Ascomycota; Eurotiomycetes; Chaetothyriales; Herpotrichiellaceae. The record is from RefSeq and is a predicted model, not a curated record. Gene Ontology annotation, cellular component: nucleus.